Molecule: messenger RNA, 954 nt
Organism: Loa loa (African eye worm)
Lineage: Eukaryota; Metazoa; Nematoda; Chromadorea; Rhabditida; Onchocercidae
Product: serine/threonine protein kinase
Exons: 6
Coding region: 20-871 (283 amino acids)
Biological process (GO): peptidyl-serine phosphorylation; signal transduction
Cellular component (GO): nucleus; cytoplasm
Molecular function (GO): protein serine/threonine kinase activity; ATP binding
Source: RefSeq, a predicted model, not a curated record
UACAAGGGGUCAGUAGAUUAUGGUACCUGUGCUAGAUUGUAUGAAGAUCUCUAGAUGCUUUUUUCUGAGAAUUUGCAGCUUCAUCGUGAUGACAUUGUGCGGUCCAGAUUUGAUGUUUCUAAGAAAAAUGAAAGGUAUCAACAAAAUAAAACGAGAUGAUGAUCAUUUCUCAUUUGAAACAACUUUACGCAUCGCAGUACAAUGCCUGUUCGCUAUUAAAAUGCUUCACGAAAUUGGUUUCGUCCAUCGGGAUGUCAAACCAGGUAAUAUGGUAAUUGGCAUAAAUGGACGGGAUUGCAGAACCAUUUUCAUGAUUGAUUAUGGUAUGGUAAGAUCAUUUGUUCUGGAGGAUACUACUACACGAAAAGUUGUACUACGAAAACCUAGGAAACGCGUUUUGCUACGAGGUACAUUACGGUAUUGCUCGCCGAAUGUUCAUCGACGUAUGGAACAGGGAAGAAAUGAUGACCUGUUGUCCCUGCUUUACAUGCUCAUCGAGCUAUGUUCUGGUCUGCCAUGGAAUACGAUCAAAGACGAGAAGGUGUUACUGCAAAUGAAAGAAGGAAUUACAACGGACAAGCUUUUUAAGAAAACUCCAAUUGAAUUUACACCAAUUUAUGAUCACUUGAUGACACUGGAAUACAAAGAUCGACCGGACUACAAAUUUAUAUAUGAUCAGUUCAUGAAAGGUAUUCGACGACUGGGGACACGCUUUGUGGAUGCGUAUGAUUGGGAGGAUGACAAAGACAUUCGAGAAGCUAUGCAGCUGCAGACGGCUCUGUCAUAUCAUGAGGAGGAUGGGAGAAGAAGGGAGAGUAGAAACAAAACGGAGAAAAGAAAGGGUUUCGAUGGUAAUUGUUGGAUGAAGUGAAUUGGAAUGAAAUAAUUGUUAACUGUGAAAGAUAGGUGAUGAAAUUUUCACAAAAAGCUGUCGAGACAAUUUGUCAAUUUUAC